AUUAAUUGUCAAUUUAACUCCGCGAUGUCCAAUCAGAAUGAAUUUCUCGCCAUGUGCCCGCAUGUAAAAGGAAAGCAUGGAAAUUUCUCGAAAAAAAAGAAACCACCACAUUUUCUAGAAAAACCGCAGUAUACAAAAGACCAGAAAAAAACAAAGUAAAAAAAUAUUUAAUUAAAAAUAGUUACACCAAAUUUACUUUCAAAAAGCGAAGAAGACACACAUAUUCUUCGACUCUUCGGUACUCUCUAUACUUCUCCAAUUCUCUUUCUCAAGUCACAAGCUCAUUUCCCCCACCUCGAAACAACAAGAGAUACUUGGUGUCAGCUUGGUGUGUGCUGCUUUCCGCGCGGGCAAAACAUAUUCGAGUUUUACAGCUGUUUCCCAGUCGUCACCAGACCGUCGUUGAGGUCUGGUAUGCAAACCACAACGACAAAAAAAAAAAAAGAAAAAAAAUUUUUUCCCUUUUUUUCUUACAAAAAUGGUGUUCAUUUCUUUACGCUUAAAACACAGGACUCACACCUGAUUUUUGUGUAGUGUCCAAAAAGAUAAAAAAAUAUAAAAUAAAACCAAAAAAGAAAAAUGUGCCUUUCACACACAAGUGUUGUUCCCACGCUUUUAAAAUUUACCAGUGCCACAUUCUUUUAUAGUAAAUAAAAUAAAAUAAAAAAAGAGAGAAAUUCUCCAAUUUAAAAAUCCUCCACAUAGAUGUCGCGCUUGUUGUCACGUUUCAACCCCCGCGACACCCCACCUCUUCUCUCUCUAAACACGGACUACUAACCAGUAAAAUAUAUUGCCAGUUAAAAAUCGUCUAACUGAAAUGUUACUCCUAAGUUGUUGAUAGAUAGAUAGAUAGUUCUCGUCUUAAAAGUUAUUUUUGCUUGGUAACGUGAAUCCCGCAUGACGCGUGAAGGGUAUGCGAAUAACUAUUUUGUGUGGUCCGCAAAACGUUUUUGUGUCAGUGAACCGCUCGAAAAAGUUUCCAUCCUCGUCUAUUAUCCCAGUGGAUAACGGGGAUUCAAAUUUCAAAUUACCACCGUAACAUUGGGAAACGAAAAAGUUGACAUGGGACUCGCAGAUGCGGAUUUGAGUAUGGGAACAGGAGGGGCCGGUGGAUCAGUCUUGGGAAUCCCAGGAUCCGGAAUCGCGGGUGUUUUAUCACAACAUUGUGCAAUUUGCGGUGAUAGGGCCACCGGAAAACAUUAUGGCGCCGCAUCAUGUGAUGGAUGUAAAGGCUUUUUCCGGCGUUCAGUGAGAAAAAAUCAUCUCUAUACUUGCAGAUUCAGCAGGAACUGUGUGGUAGACAAGGACAAACGAAAUCAGUGCCGUUAUUGCAGAUUAAGGAAGUGUUUUAAAGCUGGAAUGAAGAAAGAAGCGGUGCAAAAUGAGCGCGACAGAAUAAGUUGUAGACGACCAAGCUACGAGGAGCAGGGAAAUAAUGGUGGUGGACUAUCCGUGGUGUCUCUAUUGCAUGCUGAAAUGCUCAGCAGACAAGUUGGUGCUGCUUUAGAGCCAAGUAGUCCUAGCAACGAUAUUGACCUCAGUACGAAGCAAAUUGCAAAUAUAAACGACGUUUGCGCGAGUAUGAGACAACAACUUUUGAAUUUGGUGGACUGGGCCAAAUACAUUCCGGCAUUCCUCGAGUUAACGUUGGACGAUCAAGUGGCUUUAUUAAGGGCGCACGCCGGAGAACAUCUUCUACUUGGAGUGGCCAGGCGCAGUAUGCACCUUAAAGAUGUACUUUUACUCGGAAAUAAUUGUAUAAUCACGAAAAAUUGUCCUGUAAUAUCGUUUUCCGCAGAGGGAAGAAAUCAAGACCUCGACAUAAGUAAAGUUGGAAUAAGAGUUAUGGAGGAGUUGGUUAAGCCAUUCAAUGAGGUGCAAAUUGACGACACGGAAUUCGCUUGUCUCAAAGCCAUCGUGUUCUUCGAUCCGAAUGCAAAAGGUUUGAGCGAUUCCGGACGAAUAAAACAUCUACGUUAUCAGGUGCAAAUUAAUUUGGAGGAUUACAUCAGUGAUCGUCAGUACGACAGUCGGGGUAGAUUUGGAGAGAUUUUACUGACGCUGCCGGCUCUGCAGUCGAUCUCAUGGCAAAUGAUUGAGCAAAUACAAUUUGUGAGGCUCUUUGGAGUGGCUCAGAUUGAUGUUUUGCUUCAGGAGAUGUUAUUGGGAGGUGCGACCACAGAGAUCAACGGCUCGACGACGCCGAUACCUAUUCCAAAUGCGCCGGGAAGUUACGUAAGCAGUAAUGAGAGUCCUAGCAGUCCUCUCACUCCCGCUAAUACUGCUCCACUCAGUCCUCAGGAUCAUAUGCUAGCUGCCGGAAGUCCGGCGAUGAUUCUCAGGGACCUAACACCAAUCUCAUCACAAGACGACGCAAGUUCUGUCGUGAAUUUUCGACUCUUCAAAGAGGAACCAUCUCUAAAAACCGAAUCGACAUUUUGACUAGACGGUGAGUCACUAAUAGUCUUCGAGGAUGGUCGAUCUGUCGAUUCCACCGAGUUCGAAAGAAGAUUUAGACUAAAUUUAAUCGAUGGUUCAAUAUAGACAAAAAAUAAUUUUAUGACUAAAUAUACAGUAAAA
Leptopilina heterotoma is the source of this 2580-nucleotide messenger RNA. RefSeq names its product hepatocyte nuclear factor 4-gamma (gene Hnf4). Bases 1063 to 2442 code for a protein of 459 amino acids. The record is from RefSeq and is a predicted model, not a curated record. The transcript has 8 exons. Gene Ontology annotation, biological process: regulation of transcription by RNA polymerase II; anatomical structure development; cell differentiation. Gene Ontology annotation, cellular component: nucleus. Gene Ontology annotation, molecular function: nuclear receptor activity; RNA polymerase II cis-regulatory region sequence-specific DNA binding; nuclear steroid receptor activity. Lineage: Eukaryota; Metazoa; Arthropoda; Insecta; Hymenoptera; Figitidae.